AUGGACAGCAUAUCUUCAUCGUGUGGUGAGGAAACGAUUCCUGGUGAACUCUCGCCAGAAUUUUUACAAAGAAAAUUAUAUUUCCUCGUAGACAAAUUGAAGACAAUGCAGAACCAAUUGCCAGAAAUAUACCAAUCGAGGAUUUCAUAUGAAUUACUCACGGAAUUGGCCAACUCCCUGCUAAACGAUACUAUAUUUGAAAUCGUAAAAGGAUUAAUGGAGAUACAACACGUGACUGAGAAACAUUUGUACCAAUUACGAGAACAAGUUCAAAAUGAAUACGAAAUCGAAGUUCAGGAAUGGAUAUCAAAAAUCACUGACCAAGAGGAACUCCAACACAUUCUCCAAUUGAUGAAAAUAAAACACACGAAAAAAAUGAAGGAGACCGAUAUGAAGCUGAUUGCCUUACUAGAUCAAAAAGUUAAAGAUCAACAGUUGACGCUUCACAAGGCUGGUGUAGCCGGAUUUUACGUGACCGACAAUCCAAAAGAAGUCAAAAUUCAAAUGUUCCUAUUAGAUUUUAUACUGCGUUUAUCAAGAAUAAAAUUUGAGCCAAAUAAAUGA
Musca vetustissima is the source of this 564-nucleotide messenger RNA. Its product is annotated as gonadal protein gdl-like. The coding region runs from base 1 to 564 and encodes 187 amino acids. The transcript has a single exon. Lineage: Eukaryota; Metazoa; Arthropoda; Insecta; Diptera; Muscidae. The record is from RefSeq and is a predicted model, not a curated record.